Cucurbita moschata (crookneck pumpkin) is the source of this 2042-nucleotide messenger RNA. RefSeq names its product silicon efflux transporter LSI2-like. Gene Ontology annotation, biological process: transmembrane transport. Bases 393 to 2042 code for a protein of 549 amino acids. The record is from RefSeq and is a predicted model, not a curated record. The transcript is spliced from 4 exons. Gene Ontology annotation, cellular component: membrane. NCBI's taxonomy places the organism in Eukaryota, Viridiplantae, Streptophyta, Magnoliopsida, Cucurbitales, Cucurbitaceae.
GAAUCCUAUUCCCAGAUAACUUGAACAGGAGCCAUGAAUUCGCUGACUGACGAAAAUACCUGUCUCUACGUAGACAUUGUUUUAUUUAAAGCUGAGAGUUCACCAUGUGGCCAUGAAACUUUUGUGUGAAGUCCAGCCUUUUUCUUUCCUCUGAAUUCUUGUGAGAACCUUCAUUAUAUCCACUUUUUAUUAGAUUCCCCUUCGUUUUCGAACAGAAAGCAAGACUCUGAGAUCUCUUCUUUUGGAUCCAGAUGCUUACAAAAUUUUCGUUUACAGGGCUUUUAUGAGAAGUUGAAUCAAGACGCCGAGCUACGCUGGUGCUUCGAAGAUAUCCGGUGUAAUUUCCAGUCAAUCAGGUUCGAGGCUCACUCAAGUCGAAUCUGGUUGCAAAAAUGGCCAUGGAUCAUACUGUGAAAGUUAUCCUGGGCUCAAUUGCCUUUGGAAUCUUCUGGUUAUUAGCUGUUUUUCCUGCUAUCCCAUUUCUACCAAUUGGGAGAACGGCAGGAUCUCUGCUAGGGGCAAUGCUAAUGGUCCUAUUUCGAGUACUAACUCCAGAUCAAGCGUAUGCUGCCAUUGAUCUCCCCAUACUUGGUCUUCUGUUUGGGACAAUGGUAGUCAGUGUUUAUCUUGAAAGAGCUGAUAUGUUCAAAUACUUGGGUAAGGUGCUGUCAUGGAAGAGUAAAGGAGCCAAGGAUUUAAUAUGUCGAGUGUGUCUCAUUUCUGCAAUUUCGAGUGCUCUUUUCACCAAUGACACCUCUUGCGUGGUUCUGACUGAAUUUGUGUUAAAAAUCGCAAAGCAACAUAAUCUUCCACCUCGUCCCUUCCUUCUUGCUCUUGCGUCGAGUGCUAAUAUUGGAUCUUCAGCAACACCUAUUGGCAACCCCCAAAACUUGGUCAUAGCUGUUCAGAGUGGAAUUCCUUUUGGGCAAUUUGUGAUUGGAAUACUCCCAGCUAUGCUUGUUGGUAUUGUUGUAAAUGCUUUAAUUAUUCUUAUCUCAUAUUGGAAACUGUUAUCUAUCCAAAAGGAUGAAGAAGAUGUUCCCCCAGAAAUUGUUGCAGAUGAAGAUGUGAAUUCUCAUAGGUUUUCACCAGCCAGAUUGUCACACUCACAAAUUCCAUCCCUCAACUCUCAGGAAUGGGAUUCUCGGUUGGAUUCGAUGUACGCACAGAGUCCUCCCAACUCAAAUGCGAAUGUUGAAACUCUUAGAACUUCUUUAAGUUCGAAAGAUAAUGAAAUUCACUGGUCUCACGGUGCCGUGACAGAGGCGGUGGCAAGAAUAUCUGAUGCAUCAAAAGAGUGCGUGCCUAAUGCAUCUCCUCCUCCUCAGAAAAGGGAAGAAGGUUUAUCUUCCAAGAGCUUCAACUCCAUGGAUAAGCAGAAAGAACCAUUACCUUUGCAGGUCUCGGAAGGAAAGCAACAUUGGAGCACGAAAUGGAGGAGGAUGGCAUGGAAAUGUUGUGUUUAUCUUGUGACUAUAGGAAUGCUGGUUGCUUUAUUGAUGGGCUUGAAUAUGUCGUGGACUGCAGUGACUGCUGCACUCGCUCUUGUGGUUCUAGAUUUCAAGGAUGCUCAGCCAUGCCUAGAAAAGGUUUCCUAUUCACUUUUAGUCUUUUUUUGUGGGAUGUUUAUCACGGUUGAUGGUUUUAACAAGACUGGAUUACCAAAUACUUUUUGGAAUUUCAUGGAGCCGCACGCACAGAUUGAUCGUGUUUCUGGGACCGUAGUUCUUGCUCUUGUCAUACUAUACCUCUCGAACCUGGCUUCGAACGUUCCUACAGUUCUUCUGCUUGGAGCGCGGGUUGCCGCAUCAGCUGCUGCAAUAUCCCCAGCUCAAGAAAAACGGGCAUGGCUGCUUUUAGCUUGGAUCAGCACUGUAGCUGGAAACCUCUCGUUGUUAGGCUCAGCUGCCAACUUGAUUGUGUGCGAACAGGCUCGUCGCACUCCACAGCUAAGCUACAAUUUAUCCUUCUGGAAUCAUCUUAAAUUUGGACUUCCCUCGACUCUAAUUAUCACAGGCAUUGGUUUAGUUCUCAUCAAAUGA